AUGAAUCUUCAGAGGAAAGCAACACAACGGUCUCCUGCUCUGAUGCUCAGCUGCCUCCUGGUCCACCUCGUCUGUCUGCACGGCGGCAGUGUUUCGGCCGUGAACCUGCGGCGCUUCAUCGGCUGCGCGGUCCGAGAGUUCACCUUCCUGGCCAGGAAGCCCGGCUGCGGAGGGCUGCACGUCACCACCGACGCCUGCUGGGGGCGCUGCGAGACCUGGGAGAAGCCGGUGGUGGAGCCUCCCUUCAUCGAGUCCCACCAGAGGGUUUGUACCUACAACAGAACCCGUCUGGUUACAGUCAAGCUUCCCAACUGCCAGCCCAACGUGGACCCGACGUAUACGUACCCCGUCGCCCUGCGGUGCGACUGCGGAGUCUGUCUGACCAGCACCACCGAGUGCAUCACGUCCGUCUGA
Messenger RNA from Stegastes partitus (bicolor damselfish), 414 nucleotides. It is a transcript of the gene gphb5, whose product is annotated as glycoprotein hormone subunit beta 5. The coding region runs from base 1 to 414 and encodes 137 amino acids. The record is from RefSeq and is a predicted model, not a curated record. Gene Ontology annotation, biological process: G protein-coupled receptor signaling pathway; regulation of thyroid hormone receptor signaling pathway. Gene Ontology annotation, molecular function: hormone activity. Gene Ontology annotation, cellular component: extracellular region; cytoplasm. The transcript is spliced from 3 exons. NCBI's taxonomy places the organism in Eukaryota, Metazoa, Chordata, Actinopteri, Pomacentridae.